Alternaria ethzedia is the source of this 1581-nucleotide messenger RNA. RefSeq lists its product as uncharacterized. The record is from RefSeq and is a predicted model, not a curated record. Gene Ontology annotation, molecular function: protein kinase activity; ATP binding. Gene Ontology annotation, biological process: protein phosphorylation. The coding region runs from base 1 to 1581 and encodes 526 amino acids. Lineage: Eukaryota; Fungi; Ascomycota; Dothideomycetes; Pleosporales; Pleosporaceae. The transcript is spliced from 3 exons.
AUGUCCAUCGAAGUGGCGCUUGCAAUCAUCGCGACUGCUGAUCUGGCGAUCAAGUAUGGGAAGAACCUCGUCCAGAUGUACAACAGCUACCAGAAUGCGGACAAAGAGAUCGGUGAAAGGCUGUUGAAAAUGCAAGUGAUCUGGCACCAGGUUCAGUGGCAAGUCCAAUACCUCAUGCGCGUUCGGAAGGCCCUAGAAGAGGAAUUCUUGGCUAUGCAAGACCAGAUACUCGGACAGUUGGUGAACAGAUUGAAGGCGGCCAUGAGCGAAGUUCAGAAACUCGAAAAGAAACAAGGUCCUACUGAAACCGACCCGAAGGCGACGAAAGACACGCAAUAUAGCAAAUGGAAGUACCCUUUCAUCAAGAAGGGCUUGGACGCUGCCAUAGGCGAGUUGAAGGAAUGGCAGGGAUAUUUCGACCCGGGUUGGUACCACAUCAUGCGGAUCUCAGACAACUUGGUCGAUACCGGGUUUAAGAAGCCAAAGUCAUCCGCAGAACAAGAACCAAUGGAGGAUGCUGCGCGUAAGAUAAUGUCCAAGGCAAAGACUGUCCGCAAUUGCCUGAGAAUGGAUCCCCAAAGCGGAAGUACUACUGUCUUCAUGAAAGCGGAAGAAACGUCAAACUACAACUACACGGCAAUACCGUACUCGACUGCAUAUAUCUGCCAUCGCAGCUCAAAAGACCCGCUAAUAGCAGACUCUGUCCCCGCCACGCCAGGCAUCAGCCUCGACAUCCAGAGCAGAGACGUGCGCGACCUUGCCCGCAAGCUCACAGACACAGACCCGAUAAGCUUCUGCUUACUCAAAUGCCGUGGCGUUUCGCGAGUAUACAAGACCAAUGGCUCUCUCAAAGCCUUCGACUUCCACUUCCACAUACCGUCCUCCCUACACUCGCCGCAAAGUCUGCGCAACAUCCUGAUCGAAUCGAAGCCCAACAUGAGUCUCAGCGUACGCUUCCGCCUCGCACAGCAGCUAGCGCGGUCCUUGAGCUACGUCCACAUGUACGAGUUCGUGCACAAAGGCAUUCGCCCCGAAACAGUCCUUAUCUUCGACAGCGGCAAGACCGAGCUCGCACACUCCUUCUUGCUUGGCUUUGAGAAGUUUCGCGCAGAUGCAGGCCGCACAUUAAAGACUAGCGACUCUGUCUGGGAAAGAGAUCUGUACCGCCACCCAGAGCGCCAGGGCGAGAAACCAGAGGAAGCAUACAAGAUGCAGCACGACAUCUACAGCCUGGGUGUUUGCUUGCUGGAGAUAGGUAUGUGGCGCACACUCGUCACGUACAACAGUGUGAAGGGGGAGCCCACCCCGUCGCAACUCCUGCCGCCGCCAGAUUACUCUGAGAAGGACGAAGUGGGCAAGGCCAAGUCGAUCAAACAUACGCUCAUCGGGAUUGCGCAGCGUGAACUACCCAGUUGCAUGGGCGAUAAGUAUACGGGUAUCGUCACAUCGUGCCUGACAUGUCUGGAUAAAAGCAAUCCCGAUUUCAGCGACGAGAACGACUUCAAGGAUGAGGAUGACGUUAUCGUUGGGGUACGCUACAUUCAAAAGAUCUUGCUUGGACUGAGUAACAUCUCCGUCUAG